Oncorhynchus tshawytscha (Chinook salmon) is the source of this 1403-nucleotide messenger RNA. RefSeq names its product pleckstrin homology domain-containing family G member 4B-like. The record is from RefSeq and is a predicted model, not a curated record. Bases 330 to 1403 code for a protein of 357 amino acids. The transcript is spliced from 10 exons. NCBI's taxonomy places the organism in Eukaryota, Metazoa, Chordata, Actinopteri, Salmoniformes, Salmonidae.
AGUUAACCCGGUCCCCAGCCCAGUUAACCCAGUCCCCAGCCCAGUUAACCCAGUCCCCAGCCCAGUUAACCCAGUCCCCAGCCCAGUUAACCAGGUCCUACUCCCAGUCCAGCCAGUGCUCCCAGUCUUCAGUCUUUCCUAAGUCCCAGACACUGACAGAGGCCCACAACAUCAAUGCUGCUGUCCUCAGUUCUGGGGUGCUCUGUCUGCCUGGAACAAGAGAUAGGGGAGGUCGAGCCCUGGUGACCGUGACCACAAGGAACACCGGCUGGUUGAACCCCAGCUGUAACUGUGGAGAACUGGUCAGAAUCCUGGUCUACUACUACACAAUGCUCAGGAAGGAGGUGCGUUCCCUAGGGUUGACAGUCCUGGUGGACUCCCGGCGGUGCUCCCCUGUCCCCGCUCUGUUCAGUGCCUUCAACAUACUUCAGGAUGCUUUGCCAGGCUGUAUCUACACUGUCCUGUUACUGGCUGAUAGAGACCUGGUUCUACGCCUGGAGAAACCCUCAGCCGUACAGGUGGAGUUGUUGACCUCUCUGAAGUCUCUCUAUAAGCAUGUGGAGGUGUCUCAGCUGCCUACUGAGUUUGAUGGAUCCUUCCCCUUUUCACACAGCGCCUGGGUCUGCUUCAGAACGAGACUGGAACAGCUAACCAGUCACUGUGAGGACGCUGUCAACCUUCUGCAGAGUACCAUCACAGGUCUGGAGUCUGCUGUCCUGCCUGCUACUGCUGAGGAGGCCCAGGUGUUACUUGCCAGGUACAGGGGUGUGAUGUGCACCGUCCUGGAGGACAGCCGAUUGGCUAGAUUACAGCUGGAGGGCGGAGCCAUCCUGUCCCGCCUCCGUAAAGAGGAAACCAGUGUCAGCCUCAGAGAUGACUACAGAGAUGCCGUGGAGGUUGUGGCUGGUCUGUAUGAUCAGGUGGAUGAGCUGGUUCACAAGCUGGUGAUGCUGUCCAACCAACGCACUCAGGAACUGGACUUUAUCAUGGAGUUCAAGAGUCUGGAGCAGGGAUUCAAGGAGGAACACUGUAAGGGAGGCGAGGCGCUGCUGAAACGUCUCGAACGUUGGGAAGACUUGUCGUCAGCCGAGCUGCAGGUGUACGAGGUCAAAGUUCGAUCCUUCUGGGUCCACCUGCACGACUUCUCCCAGAGGGUAGAAGACACCAAGACCAACAUCGACAAGACCGUACGUCUCUACGAGUUCUUCGACAAGCCAAACCGACCGACAGCCCUGUGCUCUGACACGUAUUCUAACCCCUCCAGCCGAACCGACCGACAGCCCUGUGCUCUGACACGUAUUCUAACCCCUCCAGCCGAACCGACCGACAGCCCCGUCACAGAUCAGGGGAAAGUGACAGUUAGCGCUGAGGUGAAGGGAGGAGGAGGAGGAGGGUGUUUGUGA